Cavenderia fasciculata is the source of this 465-nucleotide messenger RNA. RefSeq lists its product as uncharacterized. The record is from RefSeq and is a predicted model, not a curated record. Bases 1 to 465 code for a protein of 154 amino acids. Lineage: Eukaryota; Evosea; Eumycetozoa; Acytosteliales; Cavenderiaceae. The transcript is spliced from 2 exons.
AUGGAGUUUAACUUUGGACCACUCAUGGAACAAGUGAAAUUCAAAAUUGAAGGAUCCUUGACGUUUAAUCCAAACUUGGUUUCUACCAAUUCAAACACACUCGAAAUUAGCAUGAGAUUGACAAGUCCCCAAGCUAUAACAAUCACACAACAAUCCUUCCCAGUGUUGCAAAGAUUUAAUAUUGAUGUAUUAGACACUGAUCAUACCUUUUCUUUAACCAUGGAUGCAAAACCAUAUAGCUUUAUGCCACAAUGUCAAUCAUGUUCCCUCGAUCCAGAUUUCGCACCAUUACUAAUCGACAAGAGCAAUGAUAGUGGAUGCAGCAAAUCCAAUACAUGGAGAAUCAUUGUUGGUGUUGUUGUUGGAGUAUUCGGUGCUGUUGCAAUUGUAGUGGCAUCGAUUAUCCAAAGAGUUACGAAACGAUUCAAUAAGAAUAUGCAACAAAAACUCGCUCGAAUGAGUUAA